Messenger RNA from Ostrinia furnacalis (Asian corn borer), 933 nucleotides. RefSeq lists its product as uncharacterized. The record is from RefSeq and is a predicted model, not a curated record. The coding region runs from base 19 to 933 and encodes 304 amino acids. The transcript is spliced from 2 exons. NCBI's taxonomy places the organism in Eukaryota, Metazoa, Arthropoda, Insecta, Lepidoptera, Crambidae.
GCGAGCUCAUCGUCAAAGAUGCAGUGCUUCAUCUGUGUGACGUACAUGAUCAUACUGUGCAGCGCACACCCAGCCAAAGACAAGCAAAUAGCGGCACCUCACCAGAAAAAGUCCCUAUUCCGUGACGUAAUCGAAUCGUUAAGAAUUCGCGCCCAACUACCAGAAGAUUUCAACCAAAAUGAAGACAACAAUCUGUCCCAAAACUACGAUAAGUACGGAUACGACAACGAACCACCACACUUGCCGAGCGACGCGGACUUUAUCCCACGAAGAAACGACAGAAUCGAAAUGCCGACUCUACCUCUAAAAUACCGUUUUCCCAAAAGCUUGAACGACACAGAAGAAAAAGUGGUAAAUGUAACAACCGAGGAAAUCGUUCUUUUCGUAGAUACAGACAAAAUUACAAAGACAACUCAAAAGCCAAAGAAACAAAAGCGUCCACCGACGUCCAACAAAAAUAAAGUCGUGAACAAAAAUAAAGAGAAUGAAGACCAAGAAGAAGAAACUCAGACACCGUUACAAGAUAAUAUGACGCCUGUGUCGAAUACUUUAAGUGGCAAUAGCCAGAUCGGCAACAGAGAAUCUCAAACUGUGGUCAAACCAACAGUCAUUGUUAAUUUUAGGGGUUCUUUGACUCAUCAAGAUAGUGAUAUCCGUCUCGAGAAAAGGAAUGAUAACGAUACGGAUCGUACCGCUCAGAACAUCUUUAAUAUUAACCAAGAAGUAAAUUUUGAGCCUGUUAAGAAGGACGGUAAGAAAGGCUCGAAACCUAAAGUGGGUGACGUGAAGCAAACAUUCAAUAUAGUAACUGAUGUCAAAGCCAAAGUAGAAGAGGACAUGUUAAUGUGUGAGACAGCCACUUGGAACCCAAAGAGAAAUGUUCGCGAAGGUCGCAAAAGAGAUAACGUGUUGCAAAUUUUAUUUUCUUUAUAA